Messenger RNA from Fundulus heteroclitus (mummichog), 1124 nucleotides. RefSeq names its product pyroglutamyl-peptidase I (gene pgpep1). NCBI's taxonomy places the organism in Eukaryota, Metazoa, Chordata, Actinopteri, Cyprinodontiformes, Fundulidae. Gene Ontology annotation, cellular component: cytosol. The coding region runs from base 177 to 809 and encodes 210 amino acids. Gene Ontology annotation, biological process: proteolysis. The transcript is spliced from 5 exons. The record is from RefSeq and is a predicted model, not a curated record. Gene Ontology annotation, molecular function: pyroglutamyl-peptidase activity.
UCCCGGUGACGUCACGCUCGACGCAGCGGCACGUAGAAUGGAGGAGCUUCUCUAAGCUUCCUUUCAGUGCAGCAGAAGGAGCCGUUGGCUUACAGGGCGCCUUCGACUCUCCGCGCGGAUCUGCUUCAGUUUGCAAACCGAGACUAAGCGGCGGAUUCUAGGCGACAUUUCAGGAGAUGGACAACAGCAGCCGGACUGUGGUGGUGACUGGUUUCGGACCAUUUGGAGAGCACACUGUCAAUGCCAGCUGGGUAGCAGUGCAGGAAAUGAAGAAACUGGGACUGGGCAAGAAUGUGGACCUGCAUGUUCACGAGGUUCCAGUAGAGUACCAGAAAGUCCAGAGUUUGGUCCCGUCGUUGUGGAAGCAGUAUCAUCCACGGCUGGUAGUUCAUGUCGGACUCUCGGGGAUGGCCACCACUGUGACACUGGAGAAGUGUGGCAGAAAUCACGGCUACAAAGGCCUGGACAACAGCAGCUUCUGUCCAGACUCACAGUGUUGCAUUGUGGGAGGCCCAGACUGCAUCAACUCUGUUAUUGACAUGGAGUCAGUCUGCAAGAGAGUAACCGCUUCAGGCCUGGGAGUAGCUGUAUCCGUCUCCAAAGAUGCUGGAAGGUACCUCUGUGAUUUCACCUACUACACAUCUCUGUACCUGAGCCACGGCCGCUCUGCCUUCAUUCACGUGCCUCCUCUCGGAAAGCCUUACACCGGGGAAGAACUGGGCCGGGCGCUGCAGGCCAUCAUCAGCGAGAUGCUGGAGCUCCUGGACCAGGCAGAAGAGAAGAUCCACUGCCAGCAGCACAUCCACUAAGUGACCUCAGACCAGCCUCUCCAGCCACACAAGAGAAAUUGCACUUGACCACAAGUAGCCAAAACUUAUUUUUCUUGUUUCUUUUUUACUCUUGUCUUUACUUUGACAUAAGGAACUUCUGAGAUUUGGCUGUUUUGUAGCAUCUACCUGUUUUUAUUAUUAUAUAUAUGCUUCUGAUUUUCAAAGACCUUCCUCAGUUAAAGCCUCCCGAUGGCGAAAAGAUUAAAAAGGGAGUCUGAAGGCAACCUUUGGUCACAUUUAACUUUUUAUCCAAUAAAACAUAGUUGUUGUUUUUUUAAAGGUGCCAUGACAUCA